AUUGCUGUGGGUCUAGAGUCACAUGUAGACCAGAGAAGACCAGGUGAAACAAGAGCGAUUUCUGGGACUAUGCUGAUAUCCCAGGAUGGACGCAACCAUGGAAUUGGAUAAUUAUGAAACCGUUCUGGAGACCACGGAUGGCUCUGCUUUGAACGAGGGCUGGUACGUGUCAUACCCGAUGAGCUUCCAGGUUUCGCUGACCAGUUUCCUCAUGUUGGAGAUUGUCCUGGGCUUCAGCAGUAACCUCACUGUUCUCAUUCUGUACUGCAUCCAGUCAAACCUGGUGGAUUCUGUCAGCAAUAUCGUUACCAUGAACCUCCACAUACUGGACAUUAUCAUCUGCCUGGUGUGUGUCCCAUUCACCAUUGUCAUUGUUCUCAUUCCUCUGGAGAGAAAUGUGGCUCUGAUCUGUUGCUUCCAUGAAGCCUGUGUCACCUUUACCAGUAUCGCCACCGCGGUCAACGUCCUGGUCAUCAGCCUGGACAGAUACGACAUUUCUGUCAAACCAGCCAAUCGUGUCCUGACACCCAGUCGGACAAUCCUCCUGUUGACCUCAGUCUGGAUCGUGUCACUGAUGGUGUUUUUUGUCCCUUUCAUUGAGGUGGAAUUUUUCAGGGACCCACUGCAUAGCACGGCCUGGCAAAACCGGACACUGCUCUGCGUCAGUGCCAAUGAGUACCACAAGGAGCUGGGCAUGUAUUACCACCUCUUCAUCCAGAUCCCCUGCUUCUUUGUGGCCAUCGUUGUGAUGUUGGUCACCUACACCAGGAUUCUCCAGGCCCUCAACAUCCGCAUUGGAUCCCACUUCACCCGCAGUCAAAAACACAAACGCAAAAGCAAGAAGAGGAAGACAAAGUCAGGAAGCUCCCUCAGCAGCCAGUACGAGACCAAGAGGCUGACUUCAGCUCCAGUCACUCCCAACCCCGUGCCGCUGGGUGUCCAGGCUUCUGUGUCAGUCAUUAUCGCCCUGCGCCGCGCUGUGAAACGCCAUCGUGACCGGCGCGAGCGGCAGAAACGAGUCUUCAGGAUGUCUCUGAUCAUCAUCUCCACCUUCCUUGUCUGCUGGGCCCCCAUUUCCAUUGUGAACCUUCUCAUUCUCUGCCUGGGGCCCAGUGAUUGGCUGGUGAGGCUCCGGAUCUGCUUCCUAGUCAUGGCCUAUGGCUCCACGAUCUUCCACCCGCUCCUCUAUGCCUUCACCAGGCAGAAACUCCGGAAAGUUCUCAAGAACAAGAUGAAGAAGCGGGUGGUGUCAGUUCUGCAGGUAGACCCCGCCCCAAGUGGGACAAUCAUACACAACUCCUGGGUCCAUCCCAGAAAGACACGCAAACACAAGCUGGACUGCAGUGAUGCCACUGACCGCUGCCUAACAGAAGCAGCCAAAGAUUGACUCGAUAUCACCCAUCAUUUUGUAACAGACUUAGACUGUUCAGAAAAAGAACGUGCCAGACCAACUGUAAAAAGUAGAGGUGCAAUAAUUGUUUAACAACUUGUUCAAUUGUCCAAAAAAAUACAACAUAGAACUGACCCACGGAAAGUGAAUGAAUUCCACACUGGGUAUGGAGCAGUUUUAAUGUCUUUUUGGACCAGUUGGUGACAUGGCCUGUGAAUAUGAUAAACAUUUUAAGACUAUUGCUUUUGGAAACAAAUCCCAUAUACAAAUACUGUGAGGCAAAUCUGCCAGGGACAAGAUCCCCAACACCUGACCCUAACUCAAACGACAUCACUCUCUCAGGGGCAGGAGGUUUCGAGGGCAUUUGAGGAAAACUGUUCUCCCCAGGAGGUGGGGGGUCUGGAAUGUGUUGCCUGGGAGGAGAAUCUCACAACUUUUAAAACGUACUUGGAUGAGCAUUUGAAAUGUCACAAAAUGUAAGGUUAUGGGCCUAGUGCUGGGAAGUGGGACUAGGGU
Messenger RNA from Chiloscyllium plagiosum (whitespotted bambooshark), 1906 nucleotides. RefSeq names its product G protein-coupled receptor 22-like. Gene Ontology annotation, molecular function: G protein-coupled receptor activity; peptide binding. Gene Ontology annotation, biological process: G protein-coupled receptor signaling pathway; cellular response to hormone stimulus. Gene Ontology annotation, cellular component: plasma membrane. Lineage: Eukaryota; Metazoa; Chordata; Chondrichthyes; Orectolobiformes; Hemiscylliidae. The record is from RefSeq and is a predicted model, not a curated record.